AUGGCGCGUGACAAUCACUUUCCUAUUGAAGGUAGGUACACUUUGUAUCCCUUGGUCGUUUCGUCUGUCCAAACAAUGACGACAGUGGGUCACGAAACACAGACACUUGGACCCGAACACCACACUGUCCCAGAGGGUUGGCGCUUGACCAGUCAAUAUCUCGAUACGUACGUGGCGUACUUAGCUGCGUCUUCCACAAACUUAGCGGCAAUCCUGCAUAAAACACCAUGUACCGAGCCUGAGGAUUGUGCGGUGCAUCCGCUUCACUUUCCCGUUUGCAGCUUGGUUACGCUUGGUGGGCCACUCCGUUUUUUUGCAAAAGAGAUUUUCGCAGUAGUUUGA
Molecule: messenger RNA, 342 nt
Organism: Plasmopara halstedii
Lineage: Eukaryota; Oomycota; Peronosporomycetes; Peronosporales; Peronosporaceae
Exons: 2
Coding region: 1-342 (113 amino acids)
Source: RefSeq, a predicted model, not a curated record